GAACUUCCUUUUCUGCUUUCGAAAGUAAGGAAGUGGUCUAGCCGAUUACUCAAAGAGCGAGGAUCAGAAAUAGUUCGACGAGGGGAACUCUUCUAAGAAGUGCUACCUUUAUAUAAUCACCCUUGAUCUUGCUGAAUUUUUCUUAAAAAAUUAAAAAUGGCUGGUGUCAGCAGCUGCAUGAAGUACUCCAUGUUCAUCUUCAACUUUUUGUUCUGGAUGUGUGGAUGUGCUAUUCUAGCAGCCUCUAUUUACAUGCGUGUGAACAAAGAUGCUCAAGAAUCAUUCAACAAAGGCAGUGGCAUGUUUGCCGGGAUUGACCUCCUCAUUGCCGUGGGUGCUAUCAUCAUGGUGAUGGGUUUCCUGGGCUGCUGUGGUGCCAUGAAGGAAAGCCAAUGCAUGCUCCUCCUGUUUUUCAUUGGACUACUAAUAAUCCUGCUUCUUCAAAUCGUAGCUGGUAUUUUGGGAGGAGUGUAUAAAUCUAAGGUCGAAGAAGUUGUUAACAAGACCUUAACCGAGGAGGUUCAAAUGUUGCAGGAUACUACAGGCAAGAAUCAAGACUUCCAGGCUGGUUUUCACAAAUUUGAGCAAGCGAACAAAUGCUGUGGUUUGCUUAAGGGAGAGAGUGACUGGGGAAAGGCACAGUCCACAUAUAAUGGCUGUCAAUGUGACACUAAAGACGUAGGGACAUCAGUUUGCAAAGGAGGAAAGUAUACAACGUCUUGCAGAGAAGUAAUCAUGGAGUUCUUCAAGAAUAACAUGGUUAUCGUUAUGGGGAUAGCAUUUGGGCUGGCAUUCAUUGAGGUUCUUGGUCUGGUGUUUUCAAUGAGCCUUUACUGCCAAAUCCAGAGAAAAUGAAACCAUGGAAGUGUCAGAAAUAUGCCACCAGCCAAAUGAGAAACCUUUGUAGAUUGAGAGAUGGAUGUUUGGUUUGGCACCCGCAAAUAAAUGCCAGAAGCAGCUGUGAUGAUAACAGCCGAAGCACCAAUGGAUAGAUACUCUUCAUGACUUAUGAAAUAAAAUCUGUUUAAAAUUAGAGAAACUAA
This is a messenger RNA of Podarcis raffonei (Aeolian wall lizard), 1043 nucleotides long. RefSeq names its product tetraspanin 8 (gene TSPAN8). Bases 157 to 855 code for a protein of 232 amino acids. The record is from RefSeq and is a predicted model, not a curated record. Gene Ontology annotation, cellular component: membrane. NCBI's taxonomy places the organism in Eukaryota, Metazoa, Chordata, Lepidosauria, Squamata, Lacertidae. The transcript has 8 exons.